Messenger RNA from Loa loa (African eye worm), 345 nucleotides. RefSeq lists its product as hypothetical. The annotation marks the transcript as partial. Lineage: Eukaryota; Metazoa; Nematoda; Chromadorea; Rhabditida; Onchocercidae. The record is from RefSeq and is a predicted model, not a curated record. The transcript has 4 exons.
ACAAAUUAUCUUUUUAUUAAAUUUAUAUAUCGCGAAGGCUUCGCUUUGGAACGUUUGUCACCGAUUUACAGUGUGAAUGACUUCUUAUGCAUAUCCUGGAAGAAAUUUCUCCAUUACGCAGUUAUCAAACAGCAGGCGAAUACGCAAGAAAUCAGUCACAUCAACAUGCGUUUCAUUUAUUUUGUCGUCGUCAUCUUCGUCCAACUGAGUAACUUUCAAAUUACAGAAGCGCAAACGGAACAAACAAAGCUGUUGGAUUUAUCAGUACAGGGAUUGAAUGACGAACAAAUGGGAAAUUUGUUGUUAUUAGCCGAAGUGGCCGAUAAAAUGCCGAAAGCCAAAAUA